This is a messenger RNA of Lepus europaeus (European hare), 2874 nucleotides long. RefSeq lists its product as uncharacterized. The coding region runs from base 1 to 2874 and encodes 957 amino acids. Lineage: Eukaryota; Metazoa; Chordata; Mammalia; Lagomorpha; Leporidae. The transcript has 4 exons. The record is from RefSeq and is a predicted model, not a curated record.
AUGCCCUACCUCAGUUUACCUUCACAACGACACAAGGCCAGCAUCAGUAUCCACCGCACUUUUACGACGAGGGACAGCAAUGGGCUGGGUCACCCUGCAUGCCAGGAGCACGGCCUUGGGGGCAUUAGAGUCCUCAGGGUUUGCAAGUACCUCCAGCCAGUUAUCCUCUGUAUCGUCUCUUCAACCUUCAUAUCUACCGUUGAUAUUUCCUCUUCUCUGACCAUGUCAGAAAAUUUCCAAAAUCCAUCCCUACUUGGGACUGCAAAUUCCCUGCAGCUCUCUAUUCCCACGCUAGGCACUGUGGCUUCCCUACCAGGAAGCAUCUGCGACUUCUCCAGAGUGUCUGCCCCAACUGUCAGUUCGGCUUGGCUACUGCCAUCAGCCACUGCCAGCUCUUUCCAGCCACUCAUGGGGAGUGCCUACCUUUGCCAACAUUCUAACACAACUCUGCUGUCUGGAGUUCCUGGCCAGAGCCAGAGCUCCACUUCUGCUGCCUCCUACUCAGGUAUUUCUGAAUGGAAUAUCACAGGACGCACUGCAAAGAAGUCCUCGUCGCUCGAGGACUUCACUGUAACUGUCAUUGACCAGGACACUGGUGUUUCUUCCAUGGCUAUGACAGCCCAAUAUAACAAAACUUCAGGUGCCAAUACCAUGGUCCCUCUGUAUCCAUCACUGAAUCAGGGCACAGCAACUCAGAUUCCAAAUCAGGGAAACUGCCUGUCCCUUCCAUAUGGAGAAGGAAGCCAGGUCUACUACUAUAAUCAAGGCACAGCAGGGCAUGUGCUCUCUGGAGAACUUGGCCCCUGUCUGCAAUCCUACGGCCCUGUGACAUACAUGGGAAGUGUGGCGUCUGCCCCUCAACCAGAAAUGGUGAUGGUGCUCAAAAGGAUUCAGCCCACAGAUGCCCCACCACCAGCCUCGACCUCUGGAAUCUACUACAAUGUGCCUGCUCAACCCAUCACAGGAACAAGUUUCCAAGUGAUGGAAAAUUUCCCGGGGAUGGAGACUUCUCCCCUGGGAUUGCAACCUCUAAGCCAGACAUUCUGUCUGCCACAAACGGCAGAAUUCCCCAAGUCCUGCAGGAGCAGAAAUAUCCAGAUACUUGACAGUGACUCACCAUCUGAGACAGGGGACAUUUCAAAGAUAGUUCCACUGCAGAGUUCUACUAAUCUCUUGGUACUACCUCGAGAUCAAAGCCAGGAGAAAACAGACAAUAUCAAUCUGGGUGACAUCAAAACCAAGCUUUCCAAGCCCCUGGAUGCCUUCCAGGACCCAGCAGAAAACCAAGAUCUUCCAGUGCUCCCUUUGGAAGUCCCUGACAGAGAUCAUCUGCUGGCUUGUGUUGAUAACCCUGUUUGCCCACAGAAGCAGCCUGAUCCUACAAAUGCCAUUCUGGGAAAUAAUCUCAGCCUUGACGAUCAAGGGUUACUGGAAGAUGGGAGUGAGGCUAGCAAUGGCUUUGCAGACAUUACCACACUGGUGGAGGAGAUCUGCCUUCCCCAGAUCUUCAGUUCCUUGGAAGAUCUUGACCAACCCAAUGGUCCCAAGGCAAGCAAUGCCACAGAUACUGGAGACAUCCAAGGGACUCAGAUGCAGGACCCUUCAAGAGACACAAAGGGUCUCUCCGAUGGAGUCAGGAAGAAAAAGCGUAAAGCUGCUGAACCGAUCAAUGGUAACAGCAAGACCAAAAUCCAGCCAAAGGUCCCAGAGAUCCUGUUAGAGGGAGAAGUGUUCGCAGGCGGUGCUGCAGCCUGUGACAGGGAUCCUGUGAAUAUGCCCAACAAACCAAACAUCAAACCUCAGAAAGCUGCAUCUCAAAGGUCCAGGAAAACCAAGUGCGAUGGGCAAGCAAAGGCCAGAAGAACCAGAGAAAACAACUCUACGAAAGCUCAAGAGAGCAAGCAGUCAGGGAGCAAAGCCAAGGCCGAAAAUAAACCAUCCGUCCCCAAGACUAAGAGGAAGAGAAAUCCGCCUGAGCUUACCCAAGAGAGCUUCAAAAAACCUAGAAGCUGCCUAGGCAUGCACAUGCUAGAGUCUGUGCAGGUUUUCCAUGCGCUGGGGAAGAAGAACGAUAAGAAAACUGGCCUCUCGUCCUACCGGAACCUGGGAAAUUCAAGCAACAUCAAAGACCGCUGUGCAUCCUCAGCUCUCACACCAUUGCUGAAAACCCCACAGCAGGGUACAGGUCCUGAAAAAGCACAAGUCAGUGCCCAGAAACUGGAUGGUGAAGCUGACAAAGGGUGCGCAUCUCCAUCCGUGUAUGACCUGCCACCACCUGGAAAGGUGAAGUUGAUACCUCUGCCGUUCCCCAAUGUCAGUAAGCCUCAACCUCGACCUGUUCCUCGGAGGCCACAGUCUCUUGCCUCACACAGGCCCACUCUGGGGAACCCUGCCCGGCCUGCUUCUACUAAUCAGGCUCAACCUACUACAGUCAAGCCACCCCAACCAGCUCCUGCCAACACAGCUUCCAUGGAUCCUGCCAGACCAGCUCGGCCAAUUUCAACUCGACCCGGUUGGAUGCACCCUACCCGGCCUAGUAUCCCUCCAUCUGCUGACUCUAGGCCUGCACCUAACAAAACAUCAUCUUACACUGCUGCUGUGGCCGAGCUCCAGUCACCACCCAACCCUCAAAACCCAUUUCUAAUCCAAGAUUUCAGCCGCCAACCAAUUCCAUGGAGGAAACCUGAUAUUCUUGGGCCUGUAGUGUCAAAUCCCAUCACAGAAGAACAGAGGCCAGAGCGAGAGGCUAUGAAGAGGCGGGCUCAACAGCAGCGUGAGAAUGCUGCUAAAUACACCUCUAUGGGGAAACUGCAGUUUUUCAUCGAGAGGGAAAAGGAGAUGGCUAUCUCUCGAUACUACGGCUAUGCAAUGUAA